Molecule: messenger RNA, 377 nt
Organism: Aspergillus alliaceus
Lineage: Eukaryota; Fungi; Ascomycota; Eurotiomycetes; Eurotiales; Aspergillaceae
Exons: 3
Coding region: 48-251 (67 amino acids)
Source: RefSeq, a predicted model, not a curated record
CAUCCCCAGCCUCUAGGCAAAAGGCAUGCCACGGUCUGGUCGUCGUAAUGUUAUAUUGCCUCUUGGCACUCUCCCAAACGAGAGAAACCAGGCUCUUCAUGCUACAACCAAGGCAAAACACUGCCUCAACACGAGAUACCAGGGCCCCCGUCGCUAGUCAAACGCGUCGGCUAGAUGUUGAACACGCUUUAGCGAAGCUUACUCGUAUUGAAAAGCCCUUGAUGAGCCUCCCGGCCCACGAGGGUUACUAAAACCUCGCGGGACUGCGCUCCGGCGCAUCCCCAUCCGCUAGGCCACAUGACGAUGCCUCGGUUUUCGACAUAGACACGCCGGGUGCGGAUGGGUGUGCUCCACCUGCGGAGCCCAUCCGCAUCCAG